AAGGUUUCAGUAUGUUAUCUCUCAAGCGGGCCUGCUCAUCAAGUGCUCAACCACCUCUGUUCCAGAAAACACCGCUCCUUUUCUCAGUAGAACUAGCAAGGCAUGGCUAACCACCAUAAGCGUUGUCCCUUAACCAGUGCCUUCGUCUUUAUUCUCUCUUACAUUGUUCUGAUAGCAUCAGUAGAGUCAGCAAGGCCAGGAUUGUCUUACAACCAACAUUCUCCUACAUACCCACAGAUGCACGACUUCCAAAAUGAACAGCUUUUCCACGCGUAUUUCGUCAUUCAGAGCUUCAAAAAUACCGUCACAUGCGAUCCUAGGAACAUCACGUCAACCUGGACCGGCCCUGACAUCUGCGGCAAAAGGAGCUACGUGGGCUUCUAUUGCGCGAGAAAGCAGGGACCCGGUAGCAACCUCACGGUGACUUCAGCCAUUUUCAAUGGCUUUGGCCUGUGUGCGCCAAUGCUUCGAGGCUUCCUCGACCAGCUUCCCGAUCUUGCUCAUUUCCAGGCUACAUCUAACAAUUUUGGUGGUGAUGUCCCCAGCCUUGCCGGCCUGACGGAGGUGUCCAACGUUGAUGCCAACGGUAGGCGUAAACAAAAUAGAGAGGGAUCACAGAGCACUACAAGUAUUGAGAUAGAUAAUAUCGGAGUAACGGCAAAAACGAUGGGUGACCUAGUUCACGCAAUCACGCAUCCCUUUGAGAAUAGUAUUUCAGCACACUUACCCAAAAACAACUCAAGCCCUCGAGCCUCCUUUGCGCCGCCUUCCUCAUUGAGCCCAAGCACCGAGAGGCUUGGAUUUCCAAAGAUGAACUACCUCGCCCUCGCCAACAACAAGCUCACGGGUCCAAUUCCACCAUCAAUCGCAGAGGCACAAGAUACUCUCCUCGAGGUACUAUUCCUGAACAACCAGCUCUCCGGCUGCCUCCCUAACGAGCUGGGCAUGCUCCACAAGGCGACCGUCAUCGACGCCGGCAUGAACCAGCUCACCGGCCCGAUCCCUGCAUCCUUCUCGUGCCUCAGCAGCGUCGAGCAGCUCAACCUGGGCGGGAACCGCCUCUACGGCCAGGUGCCCGACGCGCUCUGCAAGCUCGCCGGCCCAGCCGGCCGCCUCGCCAACCUCACGCUGUCCGGCAACUACUUCACCUCCGUCGGGCCGGCGUGCGCGGCGCUGAUCAAGGACGGGGUGCUGGACGUGAAGAACAACUGCAUUCCGGGACUUGCCAACCAGAGGCGCCCGGUGGAGUGCGCGGUGUUCCACAGCCAUCCGAAGACGUGCCCGGCGGCGAGCGCUCAGGUGGCGUGCCCCGACGCAGCUGCCGCGCGCGCGGUGGCGCCGCCGGGGGAGAGGAAGGUCAGGGACUACUCUAGCUACGUGACGUACGCUACUCUACAUGAGUGACGCGCCACGUCGGCAUGCAGUAGGAGACAAGAGCUCGGUGUGGAGCUUUGGCUGUUUGUUCCUUGUAUUCUUGUGUAGUACCGUGUGUUGGUGUUCUUGUGGUUGUUGUCUAUUUGCUCUGCACGUGUUGCUGUAACAUUUAGAUCCACCUUUGUAUCCAUUAUCAAUUUAUUAUGUGAAAAAUUAUUGUUGGUGUAGUGAA
Molecule: messenger RNA, 1606 nt
Organism: Setaria italica (foxtail millet)
Lineage: Eukaryota; Viridiplantae; Streptophyta; Magnoliopsida; Poales; Poaceae
Exons: 1
Coding region: 103-1404 (433 amino acids)
Molecular function (GO): protein binding
Source: RefSeq, a predicted model, not a curated record